Messenger RNA from Tribolium madens (black flour beetle), 2887 nucleotides. RefSeq names its product heat shock factor protein-like. Gene Ontology annotation, molecular function: DNA-binding transcription factor activity; sequence-specific DNA binding. The record is from RefSeq and is a predicted model, not a curated record. Bases 499 to 2193 code for a protein of 564 amino acids. Gene Ontology annotation, biological process: regulation of DNA-templated transcription. NCBI's taxonomy places the organism in Eukaryota, Metazoa, Arthropoda, Insecta, Coleoptera, Tenebrionidae. The transcript has 11 exons.
UUUGAUCCACUUGUUGGAACAGAGAUUAUGAACAAUUAGCUCACCUUCAGGAUUUUUUCCUAAAAUUAUAGAGCACAAUUUUGAGGCAAAAUUAUCCACUGUCACCAUCACAGGCCUUGCAACGUUGUGUCUGAUCACAAAUUUGAACCAGUUAUCACAUCUCUUGAAGCAAAAUUAUUUAUUUUCGAAAAAUGCGAAUUGGAGGAGAAAAAGUCUUAAGUUAAGAAAAGUAUUUGAACGUGCUUUACAUUMGACUCGAUGGUUUUAAUUGGUUGUUUUGCAAUGACGGUGAGUGUAAUUGAAGCGAUAAUAUUUUGCAAAUGGGMUUWUUUUAUCGCGUGAAUUGGGUUAGAUUUGAAGUUGGCGCGUCAACAGUUUUGUUACGUUGGUAACGUCUGAAAGUUAUGUAGUGCCACCACUCACCAUCUGUUUGUUUAAUGGUGUAUUUUCAAACAUUAGGGAGUAUUGUAAACGUUAUACAAUAAAAAAUUACCCGCAAUGCAACCAUUAGGAGAAAAUGCUGCAAACACACCAGCCUUUUUAGGUAAAUUAUGGAAAAUGGUUAAUGACCCGUCGACGGACCACCUGAUCUGCUGGAGUCCGUCUGGUACUAGCUUUGUGAUACCAAACCAAGCCCAAUUUUGGUAUGAACUUCUUCCUCUCUAUUACAAACARAAUAAUAUGAGUAGCUUCGUGAGGCAAUUGAAUAUGUAUGGUUUCCAUAAAAUGUCGACGGUUGAAAAUGGUACAAUGGACUCCGAUAAAGACGAAAUUCAAUUUUCACAUCCUUAUUUUCUAAAAGAUCACCCCGAACUCUUGCGUAAUAUCAAAAGAAAAGUAAGUCAAAAAACAACCAAUCACGGUGUAACCCCCCCUAAUUCUCAGGCAACCACUUCCAAAGCUUCAAACGAAAAUAGUAAUAAACAUGACGAUUUAACCAAGGUUUUAAGCGACGUUAAACAACUCAGAGGACGUCAAGUCAGUGUCGAUAAUCAAUUAAACGCAAUGAAACAAGAAAAUGCUCUUCUGUGGCGCGAAGUGGCCAUUCUUAGACAAAAACAUUUAAAACAACAAAAAAUCGUCAAUAAGCUCAUUCAAUUCUUAGUUACGUUAGUUCAACCGUCUAGGAUGACAGUUGGUGUAAAAAGGGGGUACCAAUUGAUGUUACACGAAAGUCCAAAUAAAAAAAGUAAACUUAGUAAUAAUGGAAAAAGUAAUAGUAAUGCUGAAGGACCCACAAUUCAUGAAUUGGACAGCGAACUGGAURUAACACCAAAUUUAUACGAGGAGGAUGUCCCAGUUAUCGACAGCCCUGCUGCUUCUGUUGGUUCUCAACAAACAGAUCUUAAUUCACCACUACAAUCUCAGUUACUAGUUGAAGAAAAUGGAGAAGAAAAUACAUGGGACAAACCUGAAUAUGUGUCUGUUGGGUCGGUCGGUGCGCCAGAAGAGAGUUUAAUUUUGCCGGAAGAGGAUUUAAAUGAGGAAACUUUGAUUAAUAGUUUAAAAAAUGAAGCAGUUGUUGAACCAGUCGGUGUUGUUAAUGACAAUAGUGGCAGUUUUGAUAAUCAAAAAGUGUUUUUGAAUCCGUCGACCCAGGAUACGUUGUUGAGUAAUUUAAUUAAAAAUAGUACUACGAAAGCUAYCAAUGGAAAAAAUGUGGUCCCAGUCACUGUACUGUCGUCGACUCCUGAUACUAGUAACAAUAUGGCCAUUGCCACUCGUGAUACGAAUUUGUGUGAUGUAAUAAAGAGUAUGCCAGGACCUAGUGAUCCUUAUACUUCGGAUUUAAGUAACCACGUGGAAGCCACUCAGCAGGAAUUAGAUCAAUUCAAGGAUAUUUUAAACGGAUAUAACCCAUUUAUUGAUGCCAAUGCCUUACUAGGGGAAUUAAACAAGAUCCCUCAAAACUUCAAAGAUGUCUAUCUUUUUAAUGGCGAGUCUCCUGUUUAUGAUCUGAAUGUUAAUGACGAUAAAAAUGAGAAUUUGAUCGAUCCUUCUGAUCCUUUGGUUUCUGGUUCUGAARUAACCCCCUAUGGAGAUAACUUUGAUUUUACUGAACUAUUUGAUGAUUCCAUUAARGAAGGGAAUGCGGCAACUGUACAGACAUCUGAAGCUGCAUCGUCAACUGUUAAUACACCACAAAUUAUCAAAGAAGAACCUAUUUUCCCCGCUAUACAACACAAAAAAUAAUUACUGAUUUUAAACCCAACAGAAACAAAUGUACAAAAUUGGACUGAUCAAAUUGAUCGGCCAUCAAAUUCGCGAAUGUUGGUUUUGCGGAUUGCAUUUUUUUUUUGUUUGAGACUUUUAAACUAGCAUGGUAAGGAAACUACUGUGACUUCAGAUUGUGACUACGUGUGUUUAUUUUUUUGAUAAGAAAUUUCUCAAAUAGACUAAGAUUUGAACAUUUUUAAACCAAUKUAGCAAACACGUUUGGCGAUUUUAUUUUACAACUGAUCUAACUUAUCUAAGACUUUGGUUCGUUUCGUAGCCUAUUUUAUUUAACAUAUAAAUAUUGCUAUUUUUGUAUGUAUAUUAGACUCGGAAAAACUGAUGUACACUUUUUUCUUUACAUAUGUAUUUAUUAAUUUUAAUAGGUCCCAUAAGUUCACACUGAAAGUCGAUUGUUUCAUGCAGCAAAAAAUCAAUAACGUAGUCAAAAUUAACAAAAAUAUUGGUUUUUGGUUGUAUAAAAUGUUGAACUUGUAAUAUUUGCUUGAUGCUGUUUUCUUGUAAGCUUUUAUAGGCAUCAAAUACAGGCUGUAGGUUUCCUAAAAGUUAUUUUUAUUAUCCAUGUUACUAGUUCACUUCUUUUGUAAUCAUAAUAUAUUUUUUGUUAUUAUUUGUUUUAUAUGUUUUCAGUAAAUUAUAACAUUAUACUAUA